CUAUUGUUGUAAGAUGUUAUGAUGGUCGAACCAAGUUUCUGCUGGAAACAGUACAAGAUGCAGUUGAAUAUUAUAGAACCCAUGGUGGUGAGGAUAUUCCUGUAAUGGCAAUCAAUGACGAUGUAGCUAAAUUAUACAUGUUGUCUCAACGCGGUAAACGGGAAUUUCCUGAAUAUAAUGAUGUGGUGAGGUAUUGUAUAUCAUUGGCUAGAAUGUUGCAGUGUCCAAUUAGCGAAUAUGCUGCGCUUGAAGAUAAGAUAGCAUCAAUUGUAUACAACCCAUUACAAAAGUUGUUACCCCGGGAAAAACUUCUUGAAUGUCUACAUCGUGCAUUCAUUAAUAUCGUAAACGAAAUUGGGGUUAGUAUUAAUGACGUCAUACAUACGCAUAAUAAAUUGGAUCUUCUCCAGUAUGUGAGUGGGUUAGGACCUCGCAAAGCAGAAGUCUUAGUUAAAAAGAUCUUAUCUGAGAGUAACUUAGAAUUAGAAAGAAGAGAGGAAAUGCAAACUAAUGGUUCAAUGGGAAAUAAAGUGUUUACAAAUUGUGCGGGUUUUAUUCGAGUUCGUCCGAAACGAGUUGGAUCAUUCGAUGAUACUAGAAUACACCCGACGUAUUACAUUUUGGCACGUAAAAUGGUCUGCGAUGCUCUUGAUUUAGAAGAUGAUGAGGCCGAAGAGGAAUUGUAUCAUACCAACAAUCGCCGA
This is a messenger RNA of Acaulospora morrowiae, 704 nucleotides long. NCBI's taxonomy places the organism in Eukaryota, Fungi, Glomeromycota, Glomeromycetes, Diversisporales, Acaulosporaceae. The record is from the annotation of a GenBank genome assembly.